Messenger RNA from Ooceraea biroi (clonal raider ant), 16520 nucleotides. RefSeq lists its product as uncharacterized. The record is from RefSeq and is a predicted model, not a curated record. Gene Ontology annotation, cellular component: extracellular matrix. NCBI's taxonomy places the organism in Eukaryota, Metazoa, Arthropoda, Insecta, Hymenoptera, Formicidae.
AUCAAAGAAGAAAUAUAUAUAUAUACAUGCAAAGAAAUUAUAUAUAUACGCAUAUAUAUAUCUAAAUAUUUUGUUAUCAAAGCUAAGAAGACAAAUGGAUGACGAGGUCAUUUUCGAAGAUCCGAUCUCGGCCGAAAUCUCUUUCCUCUAAAUCGUCUUGCAUGUUUAAUUACCCUGAUUAAAAAUCUCAUAAUUACAAACAAUAACAUCUAAAGAUUUUCAUUUCAUUAUUAAAUUAACGGAUUAAUAACACUACAUUCACGUAUUAUGUUAUAAAUUCUAAUUUAAAUUAUCUUAAAACCUUUAAAACUGCAGUUUCACAUUAUAACACAAAUAUUUUACAAACAAAGGUUCUCUUUUUUCACACGAAAACUUCUUUCACGAAAAUCCAAAAAAUUUUUUACGAAUCAUUACAUUUAUUCAUGCAUUAAAGAUUUAAAUAUAAGGAAUGUCUUUAAGUUUCUCAUAGAUUUCCAGCCUUGUGAUUAUGAGUUUUUAAUUAGGGAUAUAUGCAAUGGCGUCGUCGCUGUAUUUUUCGAACAUCUCCACGAUGUAUCGUUCAGAUUAUAUCCAAAGCGAUGUUAUACUCAAAGUCAAUUACUUAAUUACUUAUGUAAAUCGAUUCGUCAAUGAUAUAUGCAUACCUUCUCUCAUAUAAUUUUCGAUAUAUUCGCUGUAUUUAUCUGCUGUAGACGUAUAAAUCAAGUAUAUCCAUACAAUUGAUCAACACUUGUACAAGCGGGAGCGUUAACUUUUCCCAACAUAUCAAAUUUUAUCACGCAAAUUAAUAAGUUUUAAUAUAAAAUAUCAUUUCACAAUGUCAUUCUUUUUAGCAUUUAUUGAUGCGUGAUCAACGUAAUUUUGUUAUUCACAAAUUUUAACAGAUUACAAGUAUAGAACAUUAUAGACAUAAUUUAAAAGAUCAAAAGAUAAGUUCAAUAAAUUUUAUAAAUUAUGUAAAUAGUUUUACAGAAAUUAUAUAUAUUAUUACAUAAGACUGAAGAGAUUAAAAACAUUUCAAUAUUUAAUAAUCCAAUUCAAGAAUCUUGGAUACUUAAUACUUGGAUAUUGAAGAAAUACUGAGAAUACUGGGAUUAAUGUUUCCGCUUGUACAAAGAGACGUGGCGACACAUUUAAAGGACCAGGAAUGUUCUCCGGAACAAAUUUUAAUUAACGGCCGUGUAAGCGGAUUGUAAUUAAAAUUAUUGACACCCAAUAAUUUAAUUCCUUUAGCAAGAAAUAGUUAAAUCCAGCAUAAUCAAGAUGAUAUCCUGGUCUACUUAACUGCAAUGGUCACUUAAAUGCAGCAGUUGACAGUAAUGUAAAGUAUUUUGCUUAAUCGCUCUCUCUCGUCUCACUUAUCGCGACCUAUAAUAAUCUCUAUUAUCUGCUACUGCUAUAGAAAACUUUCGAUGUGUUUUAUAUAGUGUUUAAAGAUGUGGGAAUUAAUCUCGGGAAUAUAUUGAACGAAUCUAUUUUUGUAUCUCUAAAAACUCAUUAUUUCAUUGAUUUAAUUUUCUUCACUUAGUACAUCUCCGUUCACAAUUUUCAAUUUUUCUUUUUAAUUCUUUAAAUACGACCAAUGAGAAAAUUUAUUUAUCCCUGAUGAGUAUAAAUGUAACUCGUAUUUUAUGUAAUCAAUGAAAUAUUGAUAUAUGUAUAACUUUAAUUAAUUGAGCAAUCCUUGUAAUUGAUUUCCACAUUGGUUAAUAUUAUGUGUGAAAUGCAUGCGCUCUUCGUCGUAAUAGUGUUGUUCUUGCUGUUCGAAGGACACGAAGAUAAAGCUGAGUGAAAUGUAUCAGUCAGUUAUUAUAUUCGCACUUACAUAUUUGGAUGUAUCAAAUGUAUGCAUUUUAUUUGAAGAUAUUAAUUUUUCCACUUUUCUCUCUCUUUAUUCUCUUUUAUGCAUUUUGCUCCGCUAUUUUAAACAUUACAUUUUGUUUCAGAGUAUAUAUAUGACAGACAAAUUACUCUAGAAAAUUUAUGUAAAAUUAACUCUUGUCGCACAUAGUAUUUUGACGUUGCAGAUUACUUUGAAUUAAAUUGCUUAUUGUUGAGCAUUAGCUAAUGCCAAAUAAUAGCAAUUUAUUUUACGAUCUGAAAUAUUAAUAAAAAGAAUUUAUAUUUCUAACAUUUAUCAAAUUUUGCGAGGCUGACUGAUGUAUUUGCUAAUUUUUCUUCGAAAUACAAACCAAGAAUUUGCUUUUAUCCUCGAGACAAACAAUUACAAAUUAAAAAUUAAUUUAUCGAACUGGUAAUUACUUUAUCGAAACAGCAUACAAAAUUCCGCAAAUCCUACAAAAAUAUCAUCUGUACAAUUCAAUAAAAUUUCCCUUUAACAUCUAUUCAAAAUCUCGAGGGCAGAAACAACUCGCUUGUGUAGAAAUCUUGCUGUUCGAUGGGAAAAUCGUGUGCUCUUUUUCUCAAUUCCACUGGGAAUGGGAUGCAAUACAUGUGCAUUGCAUCCCAGUGCAUUUUCUCUAUAUCUUUAGCUCUCUCUAUAAUUCCUCUGUAGCAUCACUUAUGAUGUAAUUACUUAUGUGUAAUGCGCAUAUACAUCGCGUUAUACCCUACUUCUCUAUUCUAUACUUAAUCUAUGUAGCGUGAUAAAAAAAAACAUGAAGCAAAACUUAGUGGCAUAUGAAGCAGCAGAAUAUCGAAUGUUCGAUGUUGCCGCUGAUGCUGAUGUUACUGCUGACUAAUGUCGUGUGUCGUUGUUGUUUCUUAAUAAUCAACAUUAACCCUAAACAAUAUAAGCUGAACUUCGAAAUAUAAAUUAUUAAAAAUUAUCACGUUAUGUUUAUAUAUUGCAUUUUUUCUUGGGUAUAAUUUUAUAACUAUUUUUAUUAUUAUUAUCAGCAGAGUUUUAUUGGAAAUAACUGAGAAUAACCUGAAUAAAUGAGAUAUUCAUGCCACAAAGUUAAUUAAACUAGAAAGAAUUCACAGCUAAAUUAUAAAUUAUAUUGUUUAGGGAUAAUAAUGCUCGUUGCCAUGUCGCUAAUAAGAGAAAGGUCAUCGGAGAACUUCUGCAGCUCUAGAAAUUCUCCGCAUGAUAGCUUGAUGUAUCGAUCGAAAGUGAAAAUGAAAAAAAACUUUACUCGAUCCUGACGCAUACGAUCAUGUUAUUAUCUUGACUCGCUCUCCCCCGUCCCCUUCAUUUAUUGUCUCAUUUUUCAUUAAAAUUGCUACUUGUUAUUAAAUAAAUGAUGAAGUGAAUAGAGAUUAAAAAGAACGUUCAUGCCAAACCAAGAAUACAGAUUUAAGAGUUAAAAGAUCAGGAAUUACUACAUUGAACCUGUGUGUGAAACUUUUAUUGUUCACGGACAACUACCGGAUCCUUAGUACAAAAUCUAUCGACUGUUCAAGUCUUUAACUGACUUUCUUCAUGGAUCUUUCAAUGCUUGCGUGUCUCGGACUUGCUCUCGGACUUGCUCAAAUCACCUUUACGUUUGUCUCCCGUGCGUGCUGUGUAACAUAUCGUACUCGCACAAAGUACAUAACUUUCCACACGCUAGAGAGUCUAACACUUUCGCUUCCUUUCCCUUCAGCCACCCUAAGCCAACCUCGUGCGGCACGUGGCACGUGAUAAAUAUAUGUCAAAAAAUAAAAAGAAACAAAGAAAAACGAAUUAAGCCCAUUCGAUGAUUCGUGUUUCAUAGACUUUCGCUCGACAUGAAGAACGAACGAAAUAACGCGAGGCUCAUUCCGCACUUCGGCGUACCGAACGUCUAGCUAAUACCGAUCGAUCUAUCGUGCUGAUCUAGCCGUGAAGCGCAGUUAGUUUCUGUCUCACUUCGCGAUUAUCGCGCUCUAAGGGAACACAAAUACAAAUUGAUUGCGUUAAAUGAUCCGACAGGUUCCGUUAACGAUCCCUUGCAUUUAAUGCAAACGUUUCAUCAACGUUUGUGAAUAAAAGUGUGUCUACUUGAGGCUUACACGUACAUAAUGAGGGUAGACAAUGGAACGGAACGGAUGUGUCUCUUUCUAUAAGAGAAUGGAACACAACUGUUGCUUUCUGUAUCUGUUUGCUCACAUUGCGGUGAUAUUAAAACAUUUUCUCUUUACACCGUGUCUUUCUAGGCUAAAUGCGAAUCGUCUUUUAACUUCGGCAAUCAAGGAGCGUUGUUGAAGUCACGAAGUUAACUCCUCUUCACCGAUCAUGAACUACAGAAUCUCACAGUUGAUCGCUCGAACGUUCCUCGAAUUAAUUGUUUCUUCGAUGUUAAAUCGUUCGAGGAAUGCACGACGCUGAUUACAGAUCGACGAUAGAGCGUGUAAAUCUCAAAUGUGAUUGGUCCGUCGAAGGGAAAUAAAUAGGGCGGAGGAAUGGAAUAGCAACUGAAAAACUCAACAAACUCAAUUCAUAUCUUCGUCGAGGGUUUGUCGCCACUGUGAUAUGCGGAUUUUAAGGUCCAAGAAUCUUAAGAUCUCGGUAUUCAAUUUUAAUGUCACGCGAGAAGCGAUAAAUCCAUUUUUUAAGAAGUUACAAUUUUCGAUACAUUGAUGUUGAUGGUAACACAAUUUCUCCAAAUCGCAAACUGCAAACUAUUCCAUUCCUCCGUCUUCUUCUAUUAACAAGUAUCGAUCCCACUCGACUACUUAAUAAUCAAGAAAACCGUUGAGAGUAUUAAAACCGUAAUAUUCUUAAAAAGAAGAAACAACCUUGUUAGGUCCCAAAUAGCGCCGAAAAUUUUGAGGAUCAAGGCGGCAGACGUUAUGUUUUUUCCAUGUACAUAAAAUCUCUAGGGACAUCUCGAUCUACAUUUUAACUCGUUAUCGUUUUUACAAUGAUGGUUUUAUCGUAAAACCACCACCAAGAGCGAAUACGACAAAUGAGAAGUUACAAUAUGCGAGCGGAUUUCUCGCUUCCUCGACACGUUCACGAAGAAGAGUUCCUAGAUAAGUCUUUUAGAUAUCAUAGAUAAAACCUUAGGUAAACUCUGAGGACUGUAGAUGUUUAGACACACAUGGGUCCUCGCAAUAUUUCGAUUCAAUUAAAUUACUGAGUUCCCGUGGAUUCUCGGAUCUGUAGAUUCUCACAUCUUUGGAAGUGUAGAUUGUUGAACUCUUAGAUAUUCGCGUCACCUAGGAUUUAUAUAGAUCCUCGAGUUCUUAGAUCCGAGAAUCCCUCAAUCUCUAAGUUUUGUUGAAAUUUUCAAAUUUUUCCGAAAUUUGAAAUGUUUUAAAUUGGACUGUUUCAUCGAAAUCUUUCAUCUAUCGAAAGAUAUUAAUUAGUCCCUCACAAAUUGAUUACUGUUGAAAUCAAUGAUUAACUAAGUGAUUUCGAGGAACGUCGAGAAACCCGCAAACACCGACUUGGCUAUUCAGAGACAACGACACAACGCAUUAUAAAGUAAUAAUGAUAACUUAACGUUAAUCGAUUAUUAUUACGAUCACUUACAUCGCGAGGAGUGAUGACGAUGAUGAUCUUUCUGUACAGGCUGUCCGCGGACUAUUGCGCUUCCCUUGAAUACACCAUUUUGGAAGGACAACGUUACGAAUAAUAAUAAAGUUUGAAUGUCCUGGCAUCGAUGGAUUUCAAUUUACAAAUGACUUAAAUCAAACUUAGAAGUGAUUUAAGUCACAUUUGGCCACGUUUUUGUGGCCACUUGACUUAUUUGUAACUUAAAGACUAAUUCUGCCUGGAUACUCGAACGAAAAUCGUUGCAUUCGUCUUUCUUUUUCCAAAAAACGUUUGCGAGAAGAGGCACGACAGUUCGAGGAUGUCCAUAGAAGUUAGGCGUUAAGCGAGAUGCAUCAUUAAGGAUGAAGUUAACAAACCAAAUGUGGUUAAGUAGAUAGACUUUAGCUUUAUACACAAAAGAGUGCUAAGGGAAUAUUCAUGAAACUGUGAAAGAGAGAGCGAGAGAGAGAGAGAGAAAGAGAGAGAGAAAACGAGAGAACUUUGUCGAUUGGUGAAUGAAUUGCAAAAGAGAAAACGUUAAAAAGACUCCGCAUUUUCGACUGCCAUUCGAGUUAGAAACGAUUCGUUAUACCAACAUGUCCGAGCGAACUUGUGCGAUAUUUGUGGGAACGAGUUACCGUUAUUCUCGCUGUCAUUAGAAUUAUAUACAGAAUACAUGUAUCCCAGAUCAGUCGCAUUUUCUUUAAUGCACGGAUUUUUUGAUCGACAAAAUUAAAGAAAGUGUCAUUGAUUGCGGAUAUUCUGUAUUGUCGAGAGCGUUGCAUUUAUCUUUUGAAUUAUUAAUGCUAUAUGUUAACUAAUAAUAAAGUUUACAUAAUAUGAAUUAACGUUAUCGCCUUCUCUAAAUACAUGAGAUUAUUAUUAAAGUUUAUUAUAUUGACGAUUAAAUUCAAAUAUUUGAGGAGAUUAUGUAAAUUUGAUUUUAGAUUAAAAAUUAUCUGACAUUGGUACAUAUUAUUUGUUAUUCUUAUCUUAUUUUUAUUAUCCUUUGGAGUACCAGACAAUUCGUCACGAUUGUAAGUAACAAAGAAAUUUGAAAAGAGUUUGUUGAAUAAGCAAAUUUGAUCACAAUAGGAGAAAAGAGAUAUAUAAAAGCAAUAUAAGAAAAUUACAAGACAAUUGUAAUUUUAUGUACAAUUUUCUCCAAUUUCCGAAAUUAAAUUUAUUAUUAGUUCUCCUUUCGUGAAAAAGGUACUUAUUAAAUGGAAGAAUAAACGUUUGGUGAACCAAAAGAUUGAAAUUAAUGGGAUAAUUUUUUCGAUGUCACAAGUAAAAGUUUUUAUUUUAUUUAAUAUUAAUAAUUGUCGUUUAAUAUUAAUAAUUGUUUAUGUAUGUUCUUAACGAUAGCGUGCGUUCGAUAUUGUUGUGGACCAGACUCUUCGUGAUUUCGUUAAACCGAGAAGCAAUACUGUUGAUGCCUACACUUACUAUUACCGAGCGAGUGUGCUUAAAUAAAUGAUGAUUAGUCCCGGAACCCUAAUAUCCAACUUCACUUGUUUGUCCCAUUUCAUAAAAUAAAAAAAUAUCACAUUUCGCUAAAAUCACACAUAUAUUAUAUAAUAUUUUAUUUAUAUAUUUUACUUUAUAUGUGAAUAUUUUAACAUACUAUAUCUUUUCAUUAAAUUAAUAUUUGGAACAAAUUGAGAUAUUAUGUUUAUUAUUAUUAAAAAUAAUUAGGGUUCUAGGAUUAAUGACGAAAAAUUUGAGAACUUUGCGACAACUUUUCGCAGAUUUAAAACGAAACGAAACAUCAGCAUUUCAGAAUAUGUCAUAGUAAAAAACUCAAUUGGAAGAAGUAGAGCGUGCAGCGUAAAGAAAACCAAAAGUGUAAUAGAUUAAACUUGAUUAAAUGUAAUGUCUGAUUUAGCCUGAUAAUCCAAAGGUUAAUUUGAGCUUAUUUCUUCUCUGUUGGCAGGUAUCUGCGAAAAGGUGUCUUUAAAAAAAUUAGGACGAUUUAGGAUAAAAUCGGAGAAUUUAAUAAAAUAGCAGCACCAAAUAGAAUGAAAAAAGAAUGAACGAGAAUCGCACGAAGCUUGCUCGGAAAAUACAUGGAAGAUCGCAAAUGAUCUGAAGAUUGCUUGGACUCUUGAAAUUUGCGAAUAAACUCUUUAGUUUUUAUUUUUCUGUAUUACAUUUUUAGAAUCUCCAAUACUGAAUAUUGAGUCUUCAAUUAAGAAACUGUAAAUAUUGAAUUCAUAUCUCUUCAUGAUUUGUUCAAUUUUAUAUAUAAUCUGACAAUUAAAUUUAAUAUAUUACUUUCUUCUAACCUAAGUGUAUAACAAAAUAUGCCGCUAAUAUUUUAUCUCUCAUUCUGAAUAAGAAUAAAACCUUUUUUAGUUAAAGAACUAAGAAUACUCUUAAAAACGAAAACAUCACUGAUAUAUGUAUCUACGAAUGUAGAAUCUUAUCUUACAAAAGGUAAUAUUAAUUUAAGUCCAUGAAUUUAAUUGAAAUCGAAAUAAACUUUGUUUGUGGAUAUAACUGUCAGAUUAUAUAGUCCUCUUAUAGCUUAUUGCGAGCCCUAGAUCCUUAUAUAUUCUUUGUUUUAUGAAAAAUUGAAAUUCCGGAAUCCUCGAAUCGGAGGACCAUUUUGCGGCGAAUGAAAAAAGAAUACUGAAGGAAGUACGGAAAGUUCGCGUGAACAAAGGAAGCGAAGUAAAAAGAAGACGAUGACGGAGGAAUAAAACCCUUGUAUAAAGUAGCAGUGCGUAGCGGCUAAACUAAUCGAUAAAGGAAUGACACAAACGAGUUUAUUGUUGAAUAUAAUAAUGUAUUAUGUAACAUUAACAAAGUAAAAAAAAGGAAAGGUGGAGGCGAAUGAUGAUAAUAUUAUAUUGUUGUUAGAUAUAUAUUAUAUAUAUAUUAUAUAUAAAAAAAACCUAGGUAUAUAUUAAGCGACCACCCAACAUUCACCCACACAAGUAUACACUCUCGCAGGAUAUACAGGGUGUCUCGAAGAAAAAUGUAUUCCAGUAGAGGAGACGCUUACUGCUCGAGUAAAAUUUGCGUUUGUUUUUUUCUAGCGAUGACUUAACCCGAAAUAUUUGUUGAAGAUUAAUAAAAAGUGAAAAUAACCAAACGUAUUUUUUAUUCUCUUAUCAACAUAGUCAGAGGCUUUUUUGGCAAAACCCCAUAAGUGAGAGAAAUUAAAGCCUGAUGCUUUUUUGAAAUUUUGCAAUAUUUAUAUUUAUAGCUUUUUUAUAUAAUUAUAUAUUUAACAUUGCGUUAUAUUAUAAUAAUAAUAUAUAAUAAUUAUAUAUUUAAAAUUACGUUGACAAAACUCUCACCUUGUCACAGUUUAAAUAAUAGUACAUUAAUUAGAUCGUACGUUGGAAAACAUUACAAAAAGUAACAUAAAUGUAAGAAUGCAAUUUCGCAUUUUUUCUGUGCAUACGUAUUAUUAAUUCUGCUUACGUAACAAAAUUCCAAUUUCAAAACUUGUGUUAAGCAAUUUUUAUCGUGACACGAUUUCGGGAAUAUCGAUCUCAGGGCAUGCAAAACCUCAGUGAACGUAAAAAGAUCUCCCGGAGUGCUUGAUAUUUUACGCACAUAAAUUUAGACUAAAAAAUUUAAUAAAAGUAAUUAUUAAUCAUGUGUUACAUGGAAUAAAAUGUAAUAGGAAGUGAAUAUAAAGACAAACGAGAAAGAGAGAAAUCUCUAAAAAAUGGAGUAUCAACGGCAAUAUGUCCUUUUGUUAUUGCAAAUCAUCUUUUUUGUCGAAAACUGUUUCGCGGAGAAUCUGAUAUUGAACAUUAACUUCAAGAAACCGAUCGCUGUGACUAACGAUGCGUUUCUCAGUUUUACUUUGGAUCCAGAAGUGUUGUUGCGUAAAAACGAUAAUUUCACCAAAAUCGAGAGAAGCACAAACAUGAUGCGAGGCUUGGCGCCUGCCUACGUUCGCUUUGCAGGACCACAAAGUAACGCCUACAUCUUUGAAGAAACGGAUUUGAAUAACGUUGCUACCAAUUCAAACAGUGUGCUUUCUGAAAGGCAUUGGGCGUUGUUAUAUCAGUGGGCAAAGAACGCCGGAUUAGACGUAAUCACAUGCAUUGCACCUCGCUUUAUCGAAGAUGAAUCGAAAACACAUUCCUGGCAUCCUACAAACCUGACAAAGUUUCUCUCUUUCAGCAAUCAAAUGGAUUACAACAUUAACUGGCAAUUGGGUUACGAGUGCCAAACGAGAUGCGAAUUUUCUGGUGGAGAUCUGGGAAGAUACGUCACAAAUUUACGUGAUCUGCUCGAGACUUACCCAAAAUAUUCCAACGCUUUAAUCAUAGGUCCAGAUAUCGUGACGUACAAAACAACAGAACAACAAAGGUAUCUUCAGGAUUAUUUCAAUUCAGCGAAUGAUGCACUUUCUGCAAUAACAUGGCAUCCCAAUUUUACUAGCAUUGCUUUGGUAAACAAUGGUAAUAUAUCCGUACAGUAUGACAAUCUGGCAGCCGAAAUGGACGAGAUAUAUAAAAUUAUUGGUCGCACUGCAGGAAAUAAGCCACUAUGGAUUGCGGAAUCGAAACCAGAAAAAUACAAACACCAAUAUCUAGGAGCGCUAAUUUGGACGAGAAGACUCGGAAAUGCUGCGAAGCUAGGCAUACAAGUUGUGAUGAGACAACUACAAGAUUUGAAUAAAGCGAGUCCCGAUUACUGGGUAUCCUUGUUGCACAAGGCUUUAGUGGGACGCGAAGUUUUGGAGAUGAGAAUUCAACACUCUGACAACAGCAAUAUACAUUUUUACAGCCAAUGCACAAAACCUACCGCACUCUAUGAUAAAGGAGCUAUAACGAUUUUUGGAGUGAAUUUGACGCCAGAAACAGUGAUUGCUAAUCUAAACGGACUCAAGAUCAAAACUCUUCACAAGUACAUUCUAUCGCCCGAUUUCGAAACGGGUGAUAAAAUGUUUUCAGAGAAAAUCUUAUUGAAUAACAAGCCAUUUAAUUUAAUAGACAAUAAAAAGGUACCUGAUUUACAGCCAGAGAUUAUUAUUGAUUCUGACAACCUAGAAAUAAAGCUCUCUUCUGGCGACAUAGGUUUUUGGGUUAUACCUGAUGCAAAGGUAAAAGCUUGCAUGUAUACGGAAGAGGAAACAACUGAUGUGAAUACUGUGGCCAAAAAAUUAUCAAAACGACAUGAAAAUACCAUUCAGCAAGACAAUCAAGAAGAAGAGAAAGAUAUAAGUCAAUCUACUUUAAAAAAUCAAAAGACGAAGCAAGACAGAAGAAAGCAGAAAAAUAUGGAAAACGAAAAUCAACAAGAUGUUUGGAAUAGUAGAUUACUCGGAAGAAUAAGAAGAGUUUUACAAAAAAGGCUUCUGCGGAAGAAUAAGAGUGAUUCUCCGAAUUUCCAAAGAUCAAUCACGGUCGUUCUCAAACAAGACAAUUCAUCCGAGGAAAAAAAAGAACAAUCAAAUUUAAAAAAUAAUAAUUUUAAGACAGCUGAUAACAAGCUUGAAAAUGUUCAUGAUACACCGAAGAAAUAUAAACGCUCAUUACUGGAAAAGAAAGACCAAACGGAAUCAGAAUACAUAGAAGAUCUGAAAAUGGAGAAUCUUGAUAAUGCAGUGACAUCAAAGAUUGACACUUUGCUUCAGCUUGAUGAAGAAGUUACUUCAAACGAUUUAACUAUGAAUACACUUAAAGAUGAAACAGAAAAUGAAGCGAAAGUAAUAGUUGGAUUAAAUGGAAAAUUGAAAAAAUACUUACACACAUUAGGGAAUUUCUCGAAAAAGACGAACGUAAUUGAGAGUAUAAAAAAAUACUUUGAUAUGCUUUUCAAUAUGUUACAAGACAAUGAAUCAACAAAGAAUAAUGACAAUCAAAUUUUUGUCCAGGAGGAUUCUAUGGAGGAGAACAGAUUUAAAAGAGAUCUAAACAGAAUAUCGGAAAAUUCCAGAAACAAAAUACUUGGCAAACGCUCACAAAUAGAUGACUUAAAGAAUGUGGUUAAACGGAAGAUCUUUCAUAAAAAGAAAUUGACAUCCGAUAAUCUGAACAAAAAUUAUGACAAGGACAAAAAUAAUCGUCAUAAUUUGCGCCGGCAAGACCCUGUAAAAAGAUUUCUCGACAAUAAAGCUUCAGCUGUUCAAAUGAAUCAUCAUUCAGCUCAACAAGAAUUUAGAAGAGAUCUUAAAAGAAGAAAGAAAAAUAAUACUAACAGGGAAUAUUCAAAAAUCGAUGAUAAUUAUCAAAGUUCAAUGCAGAAACUUGAAAGAGCGAGAAGAGAUAUGGGCAAGAAAUUAGCCGAAAUAAGUUUGAGAAAGGAGACCUUCUCUAACAAACGAUCGAGAACCGAUGAUGUAAAAGAUUAUCUAAACGAAAAGAAAAUAAAGAAGAAAGAUGAAAAGGAAGGAUUGUUGGUACCAUUCAAUCCAAGAACCUCCGAGAGCGGUGAAAAUAACUUUUACGGCUUCUUCCGGCGAAAACCAAUGGACAAUUUUCCCGAGGGCGAUGUUUUUGUUAUCACGGGAGAUUCAUUGGAACAAAAUGGCAACGAUUACGAUUACGUCGAUGACAAAAACGAUGAUGUCGACAGUUUGAAACAGAAGAAUACGCAGCACGCGCUAGAUUACACGGAAAGUGAUACUUGGGAAGAGCCACAAGUUGAGGAUCAUCGCGAUUAUGUGCCAAACGAGUUUUUCGAAAACGUGAAGUUAUCACAUACAAAAAUUAAAGAAGGCUCAAAAGAUUACGGCGAUUUGUGGGAGGCGCAAUAUUUUUCUGAAGAACAGGAGAAUACAGGUGCAAAUAUAAGAACAAAAGAUGGAGAUAAUAAUAAAAGAAGUAUCGCAGAAAGUUUAGAAGUACAGUACAAGCGACCUGAUAAAGGAAAGGAAAAAUAUUUUAGGGAAACGAGCAUGCAAUAUGAUCAGAACGCGAAACAUGAGCCCGUAGAACUGAAACGCUUUUCAACCACUAUCAAUCAAUUUGCGGAAACUCCAGCUUAUAUCAAUCACACAUCAAAUGUGAGACCCGAAGAAGCGGAAUUAAAAGCAAAUCCAGAAUCAAAAGUUUCUUUCUAUCAACCAGCUCAAGUUUUCGCUGCAAGAUAUGGCAAUUACCAAGCUUCAACUGCAAAAUACGAUGAAGCCAAGUUAAGUGAAGAAAAAGAUUCGAUUGUGAACAUGUUAGAUAGUAAGGAUGAUAUAAAUACAAAACCAAUUAAUUUUUAUAAGCCUGCAGAAUAUCCUAUCUCAAAUGGAGAAAAUGAGAGAACUAAAAGAAGCGAUUGGGAGAAACUAAAAAUAGAUCUUAAUCGGGAAAUGAUUGAAGAAGACGAAAAUAACGCAAAAGAUUGCCAUUGCAGAGUCAUUCGAGCUUCCGAUUCGAAAAAGUUCUGCUAUUGCCGUGUAAAACGUGAUAAUCACGUACCUGAUUCUUCCUCAGAGAUUGAAGAUGUUAAUACAGAUAAUACACAAAUUGUGAGGGAUGCCCGAAAUAUGACAAAGGAAGAUUACGAGAAAAUUAUGACGGGAGAAAUACUUCCAAACACAGACAUAAGUAAUUCUGAAUAUGACGAACGUACUACAAUCACCGAAACUAUGGUCGAGUCAAGUCGAGUGGAUUAUGAACCAAACAAUACCAUGCAAACAAUUGGCACAGCUUCAACAUUACCAAUGGAUAGUUCAACAAUAAAUAUUUCUGAGCAAAAUGAUAAUGCAGAAAAAUCUACCACCAAACCAUUACUUGCGGAUUCAACUUUAGGACUUUCUCUGAGCAGUGAUAAGUCUGUUGAAGAUAUCACAAAAAAGACGUUUUUUCGUCCCCAAUCAGAUGUCCAAACAGAGAACCAAACGUAUGAUCUUCCCGAGAUUGAUUAUAGCAUUUAUUCGGAUAGUCGGAAGGAUUUUGUUCCCUCAUCUUUCACGAGACCUUCGCAGAAGACGACUCGAGAGAAGAAGGCAGCUAUCGUCGAGGAGAAGGAAACAGAGAAUUCCACACACUCGACGAUCACCACAAAUCAGGAAGAAAAGGAACGGCACGAGGAUAACUAUACAUCUAGUUUGAAGACAACCAAUUUCCUUGAAGGAAUAACGGAAGGAAUUGUUAAAGAGACAACGACAGAAACGAGUUUAUCAAAACGAGCAAUAGAUAAAUCGAUUGACAACUCGAAAUCGAAUGAAACGGAAAUAAGCCAAAAGUUGCAACGAGAUGUAGGAGACACCCCAAAAAAUAAAUCCGAAACUGAGGAAAGAAAGUUGAAGUCAAAAAAGGGUGUCGACGCGAGAAGAAUGAACAGCAUGAUGCAAAAGCUUCCAAAAGCGCCAUUGAGAGGACUCGCCAGAACCGAGGAGAAUUUGAUAAAACGCGCUAAACAGAUUGACAAACGGAAAGAAAGAUUGUACGCAAAACGGGAAAAGUUGUUGCAGCAGUAUCAGCAAGAACUGUCACAGAUCGCCAACGAACAUACGCGGAAUUUGAAAAGGAGAGAAGCGUGGGAAAGAUUUUACGAGAGUGACGAUUUUCGUCAACUGAUUGAUCAGGGAGAGUUUAUUGCCGUUCUAAUAGACGAUAAUAUCAGCUACGAAGAUGAUGAUAAUGAUGAUGAUAAUGAUGAUGAUGAUGAUGAUGAUGAUGAUGAUGAUGAUGAUGAAUGUAACGAUGAAGAAGAAUAUGAUGGAAGAUAUGUAAUUCCUAUUGAGCUUACUUCUAAGCAGUACGACGCUCUUCUGAAUCAAAUAUACCCAUUUAUGAAGAAAGUACGUUAUCCAAACAGAUCUCAGUUUCUUCGACAGUUGGAGGAGCAAGCAGAUGAACAAGAAUCAGCAGAAUCAAGUUCCAGAUCUGAUCAUGGAAUCUUCGCGAUCGAUCCUUCGACAUAUCAUGGCGGUGAGCCAACCUUGCAGCUUUACAAAGGCAACAUAAAAUCACCAAGAUAUCAUUCGCAGGUCAAGUCCCAAAUGCAGAUUCCAAAAUGGAUGUUGAAAGAAAACUUCAAUCAAGCUUAUUUCAGAAAACCCGACAAAGACCAGCAUCCAGUCUCAAAAUUGCAGGAAUACAUGAAGAAAUUGCCAAUCAGGGAUUAUCGUGAUCGAGAAAAGUCUGACGUCUUGUAUGUCUUAGACGCGCAAAAACAAUCUGACUUACCAAAAGAACUCGCACGAGUUUGGUUGAAUUCCAUUGAUCGAAGAGAUAUCAAUGGAGCUGCACGCAAUAAAAUACAAGUUGGAUCAAGCAAUAUUUACAGAAAUCUUGAAGAAAAGCAUGAUGUUUUGGAUUCUAUGCCUAUGACAGGUACAGAAACAGAAUUGACCAGAGAUUUUGAUACCGAAAGAAACACAGGGGAUAAAGAAUUCGCCAAUGUCGAUGAUGGAAAAGAAGAUACAUUGAAUUUUAAAACAACUGAAAAUACUGAAGAUGCUGAAAAGAUGACAAAGAAUGAAAAAUUUGAAAAUUUAAGAUUAGCGAGAGAUAUGAAAACUGAAGAAGAUAUAAAAAGUGAACAAGUAACUGAUGUUCAUAAUAAAAAGGAAGACAUAUUGAAUAUUAAGACAGCUAAGGAUUUAAAAGAUGAAAAGAUGGAGAAAAUUAAGAAAACUAAAGAUUCUGAUGUUAUCAAAGAAGAAAUGUUAAAUACUAGAUCUAGAAAAGCUACUGCUAAAACAAAUCGCUUGAAUAGAAAGAAUAAAAAUGUAGUAGAAAAUAAAGAUACUGAAAUUAAUAAAUCUUAUAAUUCAAAUGAAGUAAAAGAGGAUUUAAAUAUUAAAAUGUCAAAUAAUAAUGAAGCAGUCGAAGAUGUUGAAACAGUCACUGAUGUUGAUCUAGAGCCAAGCAAACUUGAGGAAGGAGUUACACGAACUCGAAGAAGUAUUAAGAAAGCAACGAACAACAAAUAUUUGCAACAGCCGUAUUUUCUAUUAACCAGAGACGAUGCAAAAAACGGACCAAACCGUGACAUACACAUUUAUUUUAAAAAAAACUCUGAAGAAAUAUUCAACAAACAACCAGUCCACUAUAUCUUACUAAGAAAGAUGUCAGAUUCGACAUAUAAUGACAAUUCCUCGGAAGAUUUUGAGGUUCCUGUGGAAUUGUCUAGAUUUCUAACAAAAAGAAUAACAGACUUGAUAAGUGAAUAUCCAGAUAAUGAAAUUUUGGAAGAACUUGAAAAUUACGAAACUUUGCUGUUUCUCUCGAAUCUGCUAAACAAAACUGCCACAGAUAUAUCACAUGAAGAAAUUUAUUCAGAAAGUGAGCAAGAUAUUUCUGUAGAUGAUGAAGAUACUGGAAUUAAUUAUCAGUCAAGAAAGAAAGAUGAACAAUAUGAAUCUAGAAGUGAAGAAUCUGAUAAAUAUUCAGAAAUGAAAGACAAAACACACUUUUACAAGAAUCCAAUACAAUUCCAUAAACGUGGAAUGCUUUUAUUACUUCCACGAAGAAACGAGCGAAGACGGCGAAGACAAAUCGAAAGUGAAAUCUGUGAUGAAAAUAUAAAUGAAAUAAAAGAUGAGCCUAGGAAAUCUAUUUUAGCUCAGAAUUCUGAAGAUAAAAGUGUUGAAUAUCAUUUAAACGAUAAUAACAUCAAUAAAAUAAACAUAGAAAAGAUAAUGAAAAUGAAGAAUAAAAGAACAAAUUAUUUUAAGUCUGUGAUGGACAAAAGAAAUCAUGACGAUCUACUCGAGGAUUUUAUAGAAGCUUGUAAAAAAAAUAAUUUACAUGAUAACGAGAUUUCUUUUUUUAUGAAAAAUAAAGAUAAAGAUAAAAUUACUAAAAAUAACAUUAUAAAAAGCGACGAAAAAUUAUUAUCUCUUCUGGAAGAACCAAUUCCGAUAGUAGAAAAUCUGAUUAUUAAAUCAAAUAAACCACAAGAUCUUACACAAUCCUUGGAACAAUCCGCUGAUAAUUUUGAAGAAAAAAGUAAGGAAACUUUUGCCUUGGACGGAGACAAACAUUCGAAGAAUGCAACUUCCGAAACUAAUAGCAAUUAUUUAAAUAUUGGAUUUAUAGAGAAAUUAUUUGCGUUUUUCUCAGAACUUUCACAGAUCUUUAUAUAGAAAUCUUGAACAGCAUAAAUUAAUGUAUACUAAUAAUAGCAUAAGAUAUUAAUGUUUGCAUUUAAUGUAUCUAUAUUAUUCAUCUUCAUAAUUAUAUAUAAUAUACGAGCA